Biomphalaria glabrata is the source of this 2643-nucleotide messenger RNA. Its product is annotated as influenza virus NS1A-binding protein homolog. Gene Ontology annotation, molecular function: protein binding. NCBI's taxonomy places the organism in Eukaryota, Metazoa, Mollusca, Gastropoda, Planorbidae. The transcript has 7 exons. The coding region runs from base 120 to 1277 and encodes 385 amino acids. The record is from RefSeq and is a predicted model, not a curated record.
AGAUUUCCAACAAAAUGAUCAACUUAUCAGAAGAUUCAUUUAUGAAAUCAAGAGGAAGCAUUUAGAUCUAGGCACAUGGAUUGAAUGUCAUUCACAAUUUGCCACAUUUUCUGGACAAUAUGCCAAACAAAACCAGCAAUGUGACACGGCCAAAGGCGACUCAAAAAAAGCAGACUGCUCGCCAAGACACAGACUCACCAUUAAAGACUCGGGACGUGGUUCCAUUCACAGAAAACAGACUCUACGUCAUCAACAAGUCAGGGACGGGCGACGUCUGCUACCUGCUCGUGAAAGAGAAGUUCUCCGCCAUUUUGUCCUAUCACGUGCACACGGAGAGAUGGGCCAAGACCGUGAACUUGUCGGACUUUGGAGUGGUCGCCCUUGGGAAGUUUGUUUAUGUUAUUGGAGGAUUUCACAAGCUACGAAAUGCAUGCGUCAACAAAGUGAGGAGGUUUGACCCAGCUGAAGUCACUUGGUCUCAUUGCGCCAAUUUGCUGACCGCCAGAUGCAAGUUUGGGGUUUGCACAUUCCGUGGAAAGAUUUUUGUUUGUGGUGGAGAGAAAGAUGGGAAAAUUACUUCCGGUUGUGAAAUGUAUGACCCGGAAGCAGAUAUCUGGACAAAGUGUGAGAAGCUGAUUCAACCCAGAUCUAGUCCCGCCUGCACUUCACUAGGAGACGUCAUCGUAUGUGCUGGGGGCUAUUUCAACGGACAAAUCCAUGACAACUUUUGGAACAGGAUCUAUGACAGAAACAGAUGGCAAGAGCUUGGAAGCCAUUCUCCCAUCAAGUUACCUUACUGCCUACAGAAAUGUGCAGUAACUCUUGCAGGGGACACCCCCGGACUCUUCUUUGUUGGAGGUGCUUCUUCCAAAGUACAGAAAGGGGUGGACAACUCUGGUGAAGAGACGCCAGUCAACAUGGCUUACACCGAGAGGAGAAUCUUUUCCAGCAACGCAGACGUCACAGUCAAAGGGCAACAAUUCAACUUAUUCUCGAUGUGGAAUACUGCAUUCCCUCCCAUGUUUUGUGCAAGACACAAUGCCGGUGCUGUAGCGAUUGGUCAAAACAUCCACGUGAUCGGAGGCACCACGGUCGAGACAGGCGAUCACGUGACAGUCGCGGAGAGAUUUGACCUAAUUAGGGGAGAGUGGACCAAGGAUUUCACAUUAAAAAACUGCGAUGUCUCAAAUGUGAGUUGUCUCCUCAUGGAAGUCUCGAAAACGCCGAUGUCUGAACGCAAGAUGAUGCAGCAGAGGCUAAAGUGGAUCUUGUGGUGAUCUUUCAACUGCUGCUGAUCUCAACAUUUUAUCUCAGGGCUAUGUGUCAACACUCGCAGCCGUCUUGCUCUUUGACGCCAUCUCAGCACAUCAUUGCGUCAGUCCUAGCUUCGACCAUAACAACCGGUGUCAGCGGACAUUCAUCUAAAGAAAGAAUCUUUGCGGGGAAAAAAAACAAACACCAACGACAAUGAGCUGUGUAUUAUAAUACGGACCUAAUUUUGUUAAAAAAAAUAUGAUUAAAAUGAGUCUGGAAAAGCCUUAGCUAGAUUAUCAAAGACUCAACAAACGCUUUGAGAGAACAACUAAACGCUGAAUAAUUUAAUGGUGAAACACUGCAUUCCUGGCUGCCGCCAUAUUGCAUGGAAUCCUAACAAAAAAACAUAAAACUCAAGGGAGACUACUCCAACAAAUACAUAAUACGUUUUAAGCAUUAGGCUUAAUGUUCUUAACAUACUAACACCUUAGUUUACAGUACACACUGAAUAUCACUUAAGCCUACUAUAUGCAGAACCGGACAUAUGUAACGGUGACUCUAGGCAGGAUUUCUGUCAAGAUAAUAGAACUGCAUUGAAUUAACUUGCAUUUGCAUUUUAAAUACAAAUUGGACAAUAAGCUUAUCGUAUUCAAAUCUUUUUUUUUACAAAAUCAAGUCUGUCUGUCUGUCUGUCUGUAUGUCUUUAAAAAGUGUGUACACGUUAUUUCUUCAACACCCAUUCUCGGAUCAAGCUGAAACUUCGCACAAUUAUUCAUUGACAUAGACAAGACAUGCGUCAACCCGUGGUCUUUGCCACGUCACAGGUCUGCCGUAUGAAUCACCCGCCCACUUGCUAAUUUAAUAUCAUUUUCCGUAAAUCUAUGUGUACAUAAAAAUGAGAAUUUUUAAAAUUAAUUGUUUCUUUUCGUCGUCUGCGCCUGCCCUUAGCGAGUUCUUUUCUUUGGGACUCAAAUGUUUGUUCCGCGUCUGCUGCCAGCUACCUUGGUCUACGUCAGAGAGAGCAAAUAGCGCCAGAGUUGAUCUCUAUAGCGCUUCCAGGGGGGCGGGGGCGCCUCUGUUAGGUCGUCUUCCUUUUAGGUGUCCAGAAAAGAUUGCCUUUGUCAUGCAGUCAGACCCUAUGCCGGUUAGGGUGUCCUACCCAACGCAGCUAUCAAAUAGUAAACGGUGCUUCUAAACUGUCCACACCAUUCUCCAGUGGAACAUGGCUAUUUUGAAGUCAGACGUGCCAACGUAUGCCCAUUAUAAAGCUAUUGCCUCUUUGAUGGGCGCGUUUGAGGAGCAUUAAAUACCUCACAAGGAGCACCCAGGUCUCAGUGCCAAAAUUUUUGUAAAAAUGAAUUGUUUUCAAAUAAAAGAAAUAUAUAGUAA